Bombyx mori (domestic silkworm) is the source of this 6282-nucleotide messenger RNA. RefSeq names its product sodium/hydrogen exchanger 9B2. The record is from RefSeq and is a predicted model, not a curated record. Gene Ontology annotation, molecular function: antiporter activity. The coding region runs from base 3092 to 4999 and encodes 635 amino acids. Gene Ontology annotation, cellular component: membrane. Gene Ontology annotation, biological process: proton transmembrane transport. Lineage: Eukaryota; Metazoa; Arthropoda; Insecta; Lepidoptera; Bombycidae. The transcript has 12 exons.
AAACAGUAUUUUAUUAUUACAUUAUACAAUAUUAUUUUAUUCAUUACGUCAUACAAUUUCAUGCACGUGAUAAUGCAGUAUGGAAUUUCUACCUACGUACUAACACAGAUAGAUUGCAUAAGGCUUAAAUUUGCAACUUUACCAUUGAUCGAAAGAAAUACUGUGUUUAUUUUUACAUCAUUGUUUGUUAAUCUUGUUCCAGAUGUAUUACAUUAAUCCUCUAGAAAGAUAAACAAUUUAUGCCGAAAUGACACAGCACGUCUUCGUAUCAUUGAUCUCGCAAAAAUAUAUGAUAGCGUUCUAACUAUUAAUACUUACUAUACGACUUCUGCUACCGACCGAAAAAUAUGAUUAUUACCACCUAAAAAUUACAAUUUAUACCAAAGUAAUAAUUGUGACAUAGAAUUAGAGAAUUUGAAUGCGUUAUGAGUUAUGAGGUUUUUCUAACGAGAUACGAUUUUAAUAUGUUGUAAAAUAUAUGAGAGAUAAAACAAAUUUCACAUUUAUUUUUUAUUGAUUAGUUGAAUGAACAAGCCGACUGCCCGCCUAAGGUAAAGUGGUGUUGGAGAUUACAGACAUUAAUAAAAACCGGCUGGCGUUAAAUUCGGCCACGAGGGUUCCGGAUAUGAACAAGCCUGCGCAAUCUUCCAAAAAAUAUAUUUUGUACGUGUGUCAGAUUCGCAUGUACGACACAAUAAGAAAACCUGAACUUAAAUAAUUUGUGGCAGAACUUCUUGUGAGUCCGCACGGUUAGGUACCACCACGGAAUAGAUAAAUAAGGUACCACCACCCUGCCUAUUUCUACCGUGAAGCAGUAAUGCGUUUCGGUUUGAAGGGUGGGGCAGCCGUUGUAGCUAUAAUGAGACCUUAGAACUUAUAUCUCAAGGUGAGUGACGCAUUUACGUUGUAGAUGUCUAUAGACUCCGGUAGCCUCUUAACACCAGGUGGCUUGUGAGACCGUCCACCCAUCUAAGCAAUAAAAAAAAAUUAUGUAAUUUAAAACAAAAGUCUAUGAAUACCAGUUUUAACUAUAAAGACCAUGUUCCCAUUAUCUGAUCGUUUUAUGAACAGAAGGAAAAUAUUACCAAACAUAUAUUAUGUUUGAACACCAGAGAAAUUUUGACGUUUUAUUGAUAAAUAUUUUAAUAUAAUAAAAAAUAAAAUUUUUUUUUAAGUAAAACGGGAAUGCCUACGUUUUUAUCCGAUUGGAGCAAAUCACAUGCUAUAAAAAGAACUGAACUUUAUAGUUGAUUUUUAAUAUUUCAUACAUUUCCAAAGUAGCAGUAGUUGAUGCCUUUACCUAAAAAUGUAAUGUAAAUGUUUUUUAAAUGCAAGAAUAUAUGUUCUAUGGAUUUUAUUAAUAAUUGAUAUGCAAACUUUUCAGAAAACAAUCGGUUAGGUAUGCUUUUGUUCGCGUUGACUGAAAAACUUGAGAUCAUACAUUGUGUUCCGUUAUAGACCUUAGUAUUCCGUAAAAAAAAUUAACUUAAUACUUUUAGAAGUGGUUAGCUACUCCUAAAAUCUGAAUAGCUGGACAAACAAUACGGACAACAAAGUAAUCCUGGAUUUCGUUAUCUUUUCAUUUUGAGAAGCAAGAAGUAAUCUAGCCAUUCGUUUUUUUUUUGUUCCUACCUAUCUUGAUAGCCUUGAGAAGCUAUUUCAGCGUAACCGUAACUAUUAGGUGAGCUCAAGGAGCUCAAACCUGACGACGUUGCUAACACGAACCCUAGUAAGAGCCGUGCUUCGCAGAAUCUACCACCGGAUCGGAAACGCGACCCACUGAGAAGAUCCGGCGAGAAACUUAGUGGGCUGUGUCUGUGGGUAAUUUACUCGUCGAGUCCUUCGUCUCUAGCGAUGGGUUCGACGAGAACGAUGACCGGUGCUUGAGGUACCUUAAAGCCCCGUUAGUGGAUCGGGAGAAUCCGAAAUGACGUGUUUUGGGCGACGUCGACUGCUUUCCAUUCUGUCCACAGGAUCGGGAAUGAGCCUUUCGUAAGAUGUUAACAUUCAUAAUGAAAACCGCUUCGUUAACGUUCACGUUACGCUCUUAAAUCUGUUUUCAUGAAGACGUUUCGGUAUCUUUGACAAAAAAAACAUCCACCAACAUCAACAUCAUAGAUAAUACACAAAUGGCAUAUUUUCAAACAUGUGCAAUAACAAAAACCUGUCGUGCCUGUAUUGUAUUAGUUAACAACCAAAAAUAAUCGACAAAAGGCAAUGAUUUGUAACAGUCGCACGGAUUUUUCACGAUCUGUGGUACGUCAUGUAGUCAUUAAACUCGUUUGAUACCUAUCUCAACAAAUAAGGCAUAUUUUGAACAAUAAUUUGAUAACGUCAUUUUCUUCGUGUACCUUAAAUUAAAUUCGAUCAAUUAUUAUUCUAUCUAUUAAAUUAAAAAUAUUUACAUUAAAUUCUCGGAAUUCGAAUUAAGCAUCACGAUACGGAAUCAUUUUGUAAACAUCGGCUUCCUCUAACGAGGCGUACUCCUACUAUAUGAACGAUUAAAGACGACAUAUUUUGCCAUAUGGGACACAUUCAUUUGAACUUUGUUUUCAAAUUAUGGUUGCACGCAAGUUACGACAACAAUGUGUUCAGAUGGAAAAAUUGGUGCACACGCGCCACGCCGCGCGGUUAAAGCUUAACCGAUGCUCGACCUCGGCGUAUCGCGGAGCAGUUGCUAUGUAAAACGCUGCUUUAACGUUCCACGUGUACUAUAAACAUCACGGCAAUCCACCGAGUAUUCAGUUCACUGUUCAGUGUAUCGUUCAGUUCUCUGGCACGUCGGGUUAUGGUCGCGGAGCGUUUCCACAGCACAAAGCCUUCUCUUGUGGCUUGAUUAAAAAAAAUUACAGUACGGCCAAUGACCAGUCAGCCGGCCGGCGAAACUGAAUGUACAGAGGCAGUCACGUGCCCGGGGUGAGGCGCGGCGGGCGACUCACUCGCAGCCGAACCUUCUCUUAUAAGAUGCACAUUCGCCGUGGCAUAGGUGUGGAGCGUGCUGACGCGAACGGCAUGCCUCCUAUAUUAGCACUCGAUAUUUACGUUCGUUAAUCAGUUUAAAGUGAACAAGACUUCCUGGGUGCCAUGUAGGAUGUCUCACAGCAGCCUAAGCUGUCACUACGACAGUUACCUCCCUUCAGAUUCAUCCCUUGAAACCGACGCACUGAAUCGACACUGGAAUGGACGCAUUUCGACACAAGCUGAAGGACCCUCACGCCGCAAAAGCAACCUACACAAUGCUCUACACGCAGAAAUGGAUUCCUCAUGGGAACGACAAGGACACAUCGAAGGGAGAUUCAAAAAAUAUUCUACGACAUCCUCAGUAUACUCUAAAAAAGCAUUAUCACAUCAAAGCGAACACAUCGAAAGGUCGUGGUGGUAUGCGUGUUGCGCUAAGUGUCACCAAGAAGACUCCGGGAUUCCUUCGUGGGAGCCUCCACACUGGCAGAGAGUAUGCCCAUACCCACUAUGCCCGUCUUAUCGAACAUUUGCGCAAACUUUAUCAGUACUCCUUAUUGGUAUUAUGGUUUGGAUAACGAUAUGGAUCGUGAUGGGCGAGACGGCGGCCCCCGGCGGCCAACUCUUCACGCUUGCCGUGCUCACAAUCGCCGCGUACUUCGGUGGAUGGGUCAUGAUGAAAGUGACCACUCUACCCGCACUAAUAGGAAUGUUAUUCGUGGGAUUACUAUUAAAAAACAUCGGCUUCGUAAACUUUGGCGAGUCAUACCAACACGUAGCUUCUUAUAUCAGAAAAAUAGCGCUUACAAUCAUUUUAACUCGUGCUGGUAUGGACCUGGAUCCCGUGGCUAUGAAGAAAUACUUCUUCACCGUAAUCAAGUUGGCCUUAAUACCGUGGACCUUUGAAUUCCUUUUGUGUGCUGUGCUGGCAUACUUCUUCCUGGGACUACCUUGGGUUUGGGCUUUUCUUCUGGGCUCUAUAGUAGCGGCAGUGUCCCCUGCUGUUAUCGUACCCUGUUUGUUCCGUCUGCGCGGUAAGGGCUACGGAGUAUCGAAAGGCAUCCCAACACUGGUGCUGGCAGUGUCCGGAGUCGAUGACGCAGCCAGUGUUGCAGUAUUCGGCAUCAUAUCAUCGAUUAUGUUCUCCAAUUCGUCGAUGACCAUGAAUAUUAUUCAGGGUCCACUUAGUGUAUUCGGUGGGAUCGCCUUUGGAGUCUUGGCCGGAUAUAUGGUGAAGUACAUCCCGGAACGCAACGAUGCUUUCUUGGUACCAAUACGUGUUUUACUUCUUCUCGCUGGAGGCCUCAUGUCUGUUUUGGGCUCUGAAGAGAUCGGCUGGGGAGGUGCUGGUCCUCUUGCCGUAAUUGCUUUCGCAUUCAUCGCAUGUAAAAACUGGGUGGAACUCGGCUGGGAGCUUGAAGACAAUCCUGUCGCGACGGCUUUCGAGAUAUUCUGGAUGUUCUUUGAACCUAUGCUUUUCGCUGUCACCGGAGCACAAGUUGUUAUAGCAGAUCUGGAGCCUCAUCUAGUUUUAGUGGGAAGCUGUAUACUUGCCACAUGCGUUGUGCUGCGAGCGAUGGUGACCAGUGUCUCUGCCAUCCGCAGUAACCUUAAUAUGAAGGAAAAGAUAUUCGUCGGUCUGUCGUGGAUGGCUAAGGCUACAGUACAAGCUGCAUUAGCUCCAGUUGCGUUAGACGAGAUAAGGAAAAUGGCGGGAGUAGAGGGACCCGACCCUGUGCUUAUGGAGUAUGCAGAAACAGUCAUCACUGUCUGCAUCAUGUCGAUCAUCAUCACUGCCCCUAUUGGAGCCAUCGUCAUAACACUGGCUGGACCCAAAUUGCUCUCUAGAACAUCAAAGCCACCUGUCUUGGAAGGAUGGCGUCGAUCCCACCGUCCGUCUAUUCGCGACAUAUCGAUCAUAGACGAGGAGGAGACCGCGGAACGAGACGCGGAAGCGGACCUACAACAAUCGUCAGAAGCCGCGGCUCCAUCGCCCUUCGUACCACCUACCAUUACGGUGCAGCCGGUCCAUCGCCCGUAAACUACUUCCCGAUAUUAGAAGCAAAAAGUCAGAUAUCCGUCACUUCAAUUUGUGUACUGCAGUCUGCCGUUGAUUCUGUGUUGUGGACAUCUAAGCGUACAUUUAAAAAAAACAUUUGUUUUUAUUCGCGGUAGGCAGCGGCUUGGCUCUGCCUCUGGUAUUGCUGAAGCCAAUGGGCGACGGUAACCACACCAUCAGGUGGGCCGUAUGCUCGUCUGCCAACAAAGGCAAUAAAAAAAUUAAAAAAUAAAAUUCGGAUAAAAAAAAUAAUUUUCUAAAGUACGUAAGCAACUGACUUUUUGGCUCCGAUGGUCAUAUUAUGGUAGAAUGAAUAAAGUAACUUAGAAAUUGUAAAUAAUUCUUCAAAGAUCAAACCGAAAUUACAAUCGCGUUGGGGCAUAAACAAACCCUUAUGAUUUUCAAAAUCUAGCCUAAUUAAUUCAAAAAUUACAACAGAAUUUUGUGAAGUCCGUUUAUUACGAUAAUGUGCGGGGAACUACAAGUAUAAGGUUAACGUAGCCAUUGACAAGAAAUAGCAAACAAAAUUCAUUAGAUUUCAAACAUCACGUCACGUUUACUUACUUUAACUAAACAUAAACACAUUGAUAAAAGGUUAUAAAAAAUCUAUUUUUUGUACUCCUUGUGAUAAAUGUAUACUUAAUGGCUUUUGUGAGACCACGUCUUCAGUUUGGCUUAUUGGACGUUAAUUACUUAUAUAUAAUAGAAAACUAAAUAGGAGAUAUAUUCAAUUAAUAGGAGAUAAUAAUUGAAAGUAUUAUAAUUUAUACAUAGAAUUUAGCUUCGAUCAGUAUUCUUAUUUAUACUGUACUUAUGUAAUUUAGUUGUUAGUAAGUUUAUAAGCUUUCGUACGAUUUUCUGGUAAAAACAUUAAUAAUUGAUUUGUCACAGUCGUUGCUCAGUGCUAAUAUUCAUUCACGUACUUAAUCUGUAUAUUAUGUUUUGUAUAGACAUUCCUAGGCUUAGCUUAUAUGAAAUAUUUGUAUUCAAUUCAAAGUAAAAACAAAUUUAAUCUGUGGCCUUAUAUUACAUUAUUUUUUUCAUUAAUCAAAUAUUUUCUAGUAAGUAAUGAAUUAAGCUUUAACCAGUGAUAUAUUUUGGGACCAACAUAAUUUCAAAUUUACUCGUAUGUAAGAAAGUAAUGUGUCUAAUUAAAGUUAAUUAAUGGCAAGAUUUAAGAAAUUGUCGUAAUCCUAAUUACCUAAUUAUUUAAGGCUAAUUCAGAAUGUAUAUUUGAACAGCAAUAAAACUAAGAGAUGAUGAAA